CAAGGUUGAAGUAUUAAUACUGGUGUGCUCUACCGGCCUUCCUUGUCUCUUCUUUUCUAUCAGGUCAAGGUUGAAGAGUCAAUACUGAUGAAUUUAUAAGGGAGAUUAAAAGACGAGGCUCCGAUGGCAAAAUAUAUGGCAUUCUCAUCAUCAACGAGUUCAUUGCCAAUCAUGAAGCAGACAAAACCAGAUGCUGAAAGGACAUUACUAAAUGCUGUUGAGGAUAGAUAUGGAGGAGUUAAGGUAGAUGUGGAGGAUCCCAUGGACAGUAAUGAUUAUGUUUCUCUGCUUAGAGCUUCGAUAACACAAUGGAGGAAGCAGGGGAAAAAGGGUGUUUGGAUCAAGUUACCUAUUCAACUUGCCAAUCUUGUUGAACCUACAGUUAAGGAAGGAUUUAGGUACCACCAUGCAGAGUCAGAUUACUUGAUGUUAGUCUAUUGGAUUCCUGAGACUCCUGACACGCUUCCUGCAAAUGCCUCCCAUACUGCUGGUAUUGGUGCCUUCGUCGUUAAUGAUAACAGAGAGGUGCUGGUAGUUCAGGAGAAGAACGGGGCAUUCAAAGGAAAAGAUGUAUGGAAGUUCCCUACGGGCGUCGCUAAUCAAGGCGAGGAUAUUUGUAAAGCUGCAAUUCGAGAGGUGAAGGAAGAGACUGAUAUUGACACAGAAUUUGUGGAAAUUUUAGCAUUCAGCCAAACCCACCAGACAUUUUAUGGGAAAUCGGAUUUAUUUUUCGUUUGCAUGCUACGGCCACUGUCCUCCGACAUCAACAAACAAGCUUCAGAGAUUGAGGCAGCUCAGUGGAUGCCAAUUGAGGAGUAUAUUGCCCAGCCUUUCAAUCAGAAGCAUGAGUCGUUCAAAAAUGUUGCUAAUAUAUGCUUGAGGAAGUCGAGGGGAAACUACACAGGAUUUUCCGCAGUGCCCAUGGCGUCAUCGUCUGGUAAGAAGUCCAAUUCCUACUUCAACAAACUUCAGCUUCAGAACGAAAGCACCAAGUAGGGGUUGAAAGGGUCAGUCCUUGCGCGCAAGCAAAGCCCUUCAGCCCUGCACGCAAAAUACUCCACAAGCUUAAAUGUAUUCGGACGUCAAAUAUAUAAUUUACUAAUUAAGUGUAACGUGUCAUGU
Molecule: messenger RNA, 1122 nt
Organism: Populus euphratica (Euphrates poplar)
Lineage: Eukaryota; Viridiplantae; Streptophyta; Magnoliopsida; Malpighiales; Salicaceae
Product: nudix hydrolase 2-like
Exons: 9
Coding region: 124-996 (290 amino acids)
Molecular function (GO): NADH pyrophosphatase activity; NAD binding; ADP-ribose diphosphatase activity
Source: RefSeq, a predicted model, not a curated record